GCUGUCUGUCAAGAGGGAAAGAACCAGUUGCAUCCUUUCACUCACCCCAGCAAGCUGAUCGUGAUGGCAUCUCUGACUCUGGCUCUUUGCCUUUCUUUUCUGCUCACAUGGAAGAUGGUUCCUGGUCAGAAACUGUCUUCAUCUGAUCGUCAGGAGAGAAGUUUUGUCUCGGCUCAUGCUGGAGAAGAUUUGACCUUGCGUUGCUUCUAUGACACUCAAGUUCCUACAAGCAUUUACUGGUACAAGCAAAUUCUGGGACAGAGACCGAAGCUCAUCUCAGUCUCUAGUAAAAAUGACAAGAACUUGUUUCAUGGUGAGAUCGAGAACUCUACGCACUUCAAAAUGGAUAAAAGAGAUGGCAAGGCUCUUCUGACAAUCACAGAUUUGCACACUUCAGACUCGGCUAUAUACCACUGUAUAUUCUAUUCCUAUGUAUCACCUAUUUUUUCAGAGAGCGUCACAGUCAGUGUGAAGGGAUUUGGUUCAAACGCCACUUUGGUCAAUCAGCCAGUAUCUGACAGUAUUCAGCCAGGAGGCUUUGCUACUCUGAGCUGUACAGUACACCCUGGGAGCUGUGAUGGAGAACACAGUGUUUACUGGUACAAAAAGUCAGAGGAAUCUCUUCCAGUUCUCUUUUAUACCCACGGUGGCAUGAAUGACCAGUGUGACUCCCAAAGUAACACCUGUUUCUAUGAACUGCCGAUGGAAAACCUGACUCGGGCUGACGCUGGGAUGUAUUACUGUGCAGUCGCCUCAUGUGGACAGGUCCUGUUUGGAAACGGGACCAAUCUGGACAUCAGAGAUGAUAUUGUUCAUUUCUGGAAAGGCGCCUUUAUAUUCACCACCGCCCUGAGUGCUUUAUUGGCUUUUUCUAUUUGUGUGAUAAUCAGGACAAACAGCUGCCAACCCGCAGAGUCGUUCCCUGGAUUAGCAGACGCUAAGGGUUACCCAACGGCAGGAAGUCUGUACGUUGCCGCUUUGAGCGUCAACCUGGCCGACUGUUCAAGAAGGAGGGAUCCCACCUGGAGCGCGUGUGUGUACUACAGUGUAAAGCAGUCACACUGCUGA
This is a messenger RNA of Salarias fasciatus (jewelled blenny), 1068 nucleotides long. RefSeq lists its product as uncharacterized. The coding region runs from base 64 to 1068 and encodes 334 amino acids. NCBI's taxonomy places the organism in Eukaryota, Metazoa, Chordata, Actinopteri, Blenniiformes, Blenniidae. The record is from RefSeq and is a predicted model, not a curated record. The transcript has 5 exons. Gene Ontology annotation, biological process: response to bacterium.